Megalobrama amblycephala (Wuchang bream) is the source of this 3368-nucleotide messenger RNA. It is a transcript of the gene mapk14b, whose product is annotated as mitogen-activated protein kinase 14b. Gene Ontology annotation, molecular function: MAP kinase activity; ATP binding. Lineage: Eukaryota; Metazoa; Chordata; Actinopteri; Cypriniformes; Xenocyprididae. The record is from RefSeq and is a predicted model, not a curated record. Gene Ontology annotation, cellular component: cytoplasm; nucleus. Gene Ontology annotation, biological process: protein phosphorylation; intracellular signal transduction.
GGUUUGGGGUGAAGUCCCGAGAGUUGCCCUCAUGCAGUGACGUCACGCGUGUUCGUCAGAGGAGAACCUGUAACAGGAAAAAAAAAGAAAAAAAAAAAAGAAUCCGCACAAGAAAUCUCACGCUUUGCCACCCAGCGACUCCUCAAGGAUCAGAGUUGGAGUUCGUGCACGAUCUUCAGCGCUCGCGCCUGUGCAUGUGACUGAUGUCCUCUGAUGCACGGGCACAGGACUGUGAACGCGGAGGUUGCGCUUUUGUUUAGUUAGUUUUUUGUUUUUAUCAAAGCACUGAGAUCAGGAGAGCAGCGCAGAAGUUUCCACUCCUCUACAGGAAUGUCCCACAAGGAGAGACCGACUUUCUAUCGACAGGAGCUCAAUAAGACCAUCUGGGAGGUGCCGGAGCGGUACCAGAGUUUAUCGCCCGUGGGCUCUGGAGCUUAUGGAUCCGUAUGCUCCGCGUUAGACUCAAAGUCAGGCCUGAGGGUCGCAGUCAAGAAGCUGUCCCGGCCCUUCCAGUCCAUCAUCCACGCCAAGCGCACAUACAGAGAACUGCGGCUGCUGAAACACAUGAAACACGAGAAUGUAAUUGGGCUUCUAGAUGUUUUCUCGCCCGCUACCAGUCUAGAAGAAUUCAAUGACGUGUAUCUGGUGACUCACCUGAUGGGAGCAGACCUCAACAAUAUCGUCAAGUGCCAGAAGCUGACAGAUGACCACGUCCAGUUCCUCAUUUAUCAGAUCCUUCGAGGAUUAAAGUACAUUCACUCAGCAGACAUCAUCCACAGAGAUCUUAAACCCAGUAACUUGGCUGUAAAUGAAGACUGUGAACUGAAGAUUUUGGACUUUGGUCUGGCCAGGCUGACUGACGAUGAGAUGACGGGAUACGUUGCCACCCGAUGGUACCGUGCCCCAGAGAUCAUGCUCAACUGGAUGCACUACAACAUGACAGUGGACAUCUGGUCGGUGGGCUGCAUAAUGGCUGAGCUCCUCACAGGACGGACCCUGUUUCCCGGCACUGAUCAUAUAAACCAGCUUCAGCAGAUAAUGCGACUGACAGGAACCCCGCCGGCCUCUCUAAUAAGCAGGAUGCCGAGCCACGAGGCAAGGAACUACAUCAAUUCCCUUCCUCAUAUGCCCAAAAGGAACUUCGCAGAUGUGUUUAUUGGUGCAAAUCCAUUAGCUGUGGACCUGCUGGAGAAGAUGCUGGUUCUAGACACGGAUAAACGGAUCACUGCGUCACAGGCUCUCGCGCACCCGUACUUCGCCCAGUAUCACGACCCAGAUGACGAGCCCGAGGCUGAGCCGUACGACCAGAGCUUUGAGAGUCGCGAUCUAGAGAUCGAUGAGUGGAAACGACUCACGUACGAGGAGGUGGUCAGCUUCGAGCCUCCCAUGUUCGACGGAGACGAGAUGGAGUCGUGAGGAGAAUCAGGACCUACAGGACCUUCAUCCGUACAGGAAAAUGACAUUCAAGUGCCUGCCAUCAUCAAGUGCUGGCUUCCCCGUGUUCUUAUCCAUGCCUUCAUACGCACUCAAAAUAAGAGAAAAAAACAUGCAAUCUUUCCAAAAGGACACAGAGAAAGUGAUGUUUUAAUCCCCAGUAAAAUGAACUACUUUUUUGGCCAGAACACUUAAAAUUAGAGAAAAAUGUGCAUUCUCAUAUCAAAUUCAUAUCAGCGUUUUAAGCUCACAGUUGCAUUUAUUAUUAUUCUUUCUCUGGGGAAGCGAAACAUUUACCUCCAAACUCCGCUUGUAGCCUAUACAAUAUAUAAAGGCCAGAAAAACUCUGUACUGUCGGAAUACUAAGUUUUAGAUAUGUAAAUAAAAUGGCACAGCUGUACAUAAAUGAUAAUAAUGUGCACCAACAGUUUUAUUUAGUAUUUGCAGCAAAGCACACAUCGCAGAAUGUGACCUGCAUUAUAAAUAGCAAAUGAACGAACUAAAGAGUGAAUCCGAACACCUAAAGAGAAUGUAAUUACUAUUUAGUGCUGUGUGUCGAAUGUAAACACAAGAGUGUUCAACUGCAUCCAUAACAGAUGACAGGAACAGUGAUAAAUAUGAAUACGUGCAGACGUGCUUGUUCUGAAAUGCAUACUGGAAAAACAUUUAGAAAAAACACAUAUGUGGUGCUCAGUGCGAAUGUAAAAUUCCUCACGAUUUUUUACAUUUACAAAUGUUACGGGCAAAUCUCAUGAAUCCUCUCUAGAACACGUCACCCCAAAAUCAGAAGAAAAAAGUUAAACGUAUAAGAAAACAAAGGCUAUUUUGAGAACCAUUAUACUAUUAAUAUAUUUUAUUACCAUAAUGCAAAAUUUUUCCCAAUUUUCAUUGCAGUAAUGCAGUGAAAAAAUUGUGAUUUAUUAUUUCAGCGGUAUUUUUAAUUUUUUUUUGUCCAUCAUGAUAAUAUUUGUUAUAAUGAUUUUAUUUAAUAAAAUGAGAAAUUUCUGUAAUACUGUAUUACAGUAAUGAGACCCGGCAUUGAGAAUAAUGUAUUAUUAUUAUUUUUAAAUCACGAAAAUCAUGUCAGAAUGCAAAAGGUUUUAAACAUAUGCUUCCUUUUUAUAUAUUAAAAAUGUAUUUUAAUUUUAUUUUUGGGUGAAAUGUGAUUUGGACGUGUUUGACUGGUUUUGUGCGAUCCAUCUUUUUUUAUCAGCCUGAUUUUUCCCAGAGUUAACACCAUGUUAAAGGGCAGCUGAUCCUCUGGCUAGACUAGAGCGUAGUUUCUUCCCUCAUUCUUUCACCUCUAUUUCAUUCAUUUAUUAUUUGUGUAAAUUGAGAGAAAUGGGUUUAAAAGGGGAUGAGGGUGUUAACUGUAAGUGUAUGUCAACAGAAAAACUCUACGAGCGAGAGACGGUUGCAUCAUGGUCCACAAUAAAAUAAUUCCCCUUUAUUUUUGCUUGCCCUGGGAAAGACAUACAGUACAGCCUGGAAGUUCAUGUUUGCAAAAAUGAAAAAGCCUGAGCCAAUAUCUUAAUUUAACAGCCCAGACUAGAAGACUGUCAUCAGGAAUGUGUUUUCUCAAGCACAGCCGGAAUCUAACUUAUUGUGUAAGAUUAUUUUUAAGGUGUUUUCUUUUUCACUGUAUAUUAUCACUUAAUUUUAUUCAGCAAUAUUUCCUCUGUUGAGCAUGUGUUGUUAUAUGUGAGGGGCGUGUGUUUGUUUCUGAAGAGUGCAGAAUCACUAAACGUGUCAAUCAGUGGUGAAUCGAGCAGCAAAAUCCAUUAAACGUCGCAUGGAACCGUUUUACAUAGAAAAGAGAUCAUUGUAUCACUUUUUUUGUGCAUAUAACCAGUUUUUCUUUAGUCACCCAUAAGUUAUGUGGUCUGUGAACAACCACUGCUAUUCAGAAAUAAAGGCAAAUAUUUUUCACAACA